CUGCGCGUUUAUUCAGUCGUCGGCAAGGUGUCAAUCGGUUCGGUACAUUUGAACUAGCAGCGGCAACACUAGCAGUGGGGAGUUCUUUUUUUCCCGAAACCCAGUAGAGUCGACAAGGAAUAAUGACUUACGGCUGUGGCAAGACUACGGCUCUGCUAGCGGGGCUAGUUCUCACCACCUUUCUGCACCUUGCGACCGCCGAAACGUACGAGUGCACCAUCGGCAAGCUCGAGUACGGCGAGGGCGAGUUCUGCAUAUUCCGGAAUGUAAGCUACAGCGCCAAGUCAACGGCGAGCAUCGGCUUCAAGACGCCCGGGAACUCGGUCCAGACGCGGAUCGCGUUCGAGGAAUCCGAGCUGGACCACCUGCCGAAGGAGUUUCUGAGCAAGUUUGGCAAGGACAUGCGGGUGCUGCACGUGGUGCGCUGCAAGCUGCAGUCGGUGGUCAUUACGAACGCGAUGGAGGAGCUGUUUGCUACGGAUAAUUACAUUGAGAAGGUUAUCGUGCAUCAACAGUCGGGAAGUUCUCCGAUCAAGUCGAUCCAUCUGCAGUCGAACAGGCUGGAGGAUGUUUCGAACAUUACGAGAAAUUGUAAGAAUGUUACAAUUUUGGAUUUGAGCCGAAAUGAGCUGCUGUCGAAGGAAAGCGUGAUAAAUUUGGGAAUGUUCAAUGGAUUGAAUCAGUUGGAGUACUUGCUGCUGGCUGACGUUGGUGCCCUCUACCUCGAUUACGAUAAUCUGCCAAACCUGCCUUCCUUGACUCUGUUGGACCUCUCGAUGAACAAUUUGCUUCCAUCGGAUCUUCAAGUGGACAAACUGUCUGUGCUGGAGAAUCUAAGAGUGCUUCGUUUCAACGAUAUUGGCUUUGCCCAGCUGGAUUAUGCUCACCUGACUCAAAUGAAGUCCCUCAAGCAGGUAUAUCUGGAGGGAAAUUCCUUCGACUGUGUAUAUUUGGUGGACAUGAUCAACUUUCUGAACGAGAAGGGCAUUGAAACUCCGGUUGCUCGACCGGCAACGGUCUGCUCGACGGGAUUUAAGGUAGAGAAGCAAAUGUGCUGCAAGUCUUCGGACUUGGGAGUACCCAUUAAAACUACCAAACCCAUUACAACUCAUGGUUCGACGCACAAACCAGCCUCAGAACUGAACGAAGUUUAUACCAGUAAGACUACGGAAACUAUGCCGACCAUGAAAACAACCGGAUCCGCUGAAAUGAAACCAAAGACGAGCUCAGGAAAUGGAGUCUCGGAAGUCACCAUCAACUUCAGCUGCAUACUAGUCGGCUUAGCCUUGGCUAAGCUAUCGAGCUUCUAAAGACAGUAACGUUACUCAUCGGGAAGAGUUGCAAACUCUUCCCCUCCCUCAAAGAUAAUAACACUUACAGAUAUUCCACGAGCUUUCAACGAUCCAUUGUGUGCACUUCAUCCGGUAAUCAUAAAGGGUAAAAAAAAACAAAAAAACCUCACCAAAGCAGCACACCACAAACUUCAUUCGCUCGAGCUUACAAAGCUCAAACACACACUUUCGCGGUCAGUGUUUAACACCACCCCCUUCCCUUUUUUCGCUUCGCGCACAUCGCGCACAUUCGCGGGAUAAUCUCAAAGAUAGAUAGAAGUGCUCUUAAAACUGCUAUGCAAGAUUGUUUUUUGGAUGGAUUUUUGUAACCCCCCACACGCACACAGAAACACACGAUUUGUACGUUUUUUAAUUCCUCUCAGUGUGGAUUUUUGAGUAUUGUAAGUGUAACGUAAUUGUAACGGAGAGCACUGCUUCACUGUAGUGUGUAGGAGGUGAUACUCUUAAAAUUGACGUGAAAACAACGAAUCCAGUUCAGCAACCGUAAUCUUUGUGGGUGCUGUUGUUACGCCCAAACGAGGGAAAACAAAUCCUCUGACAGAAUUUACAGUAUCUCUGACAUCGAAUGAAGAUAUCGUUGACAAUGAGUGAAAAAUUGAACGGUUUUUAUAUUCUCAGUAUUAUGAGUGUAAGGUUUUAAUUAUCUCCUAAUAUCUCACGGAGCUCUUCUAUUAUUUUAAAGGUCUUUGGCUUAAGGGGUUACAUACAUGUAGAAAAUCACAAAAUUUUAAAUUACAAAACAUUUGUUAAAUCCACUCAAAAGAUGAUUUUUAAUCACUCCUGAAGAUAUUUCAUGAUUAAACUGAGUAAGAGACGAUUUAAGCUCAAAAUUUUGCCAUGCGCAAAGCGGGCUGUCAAUCUUUGUUGGCGUUUGUCCCUAAACACCGAGUUGAUUUACGGGUGCCACAAUAUCUCGAGAUGGGAUGGACCAAAUUGGCUGAAAUUUGAGGUGAAGGCUAUCAAGCAACGUUGCCAGGUUUUUUGGGGGGAGAUCUGUAUUUUCUUGAAAAUAAAUCUGUGUUAUGUCUAAUUUGAAUCCAUAGAAGACAUUUUAUUUUUUUUUAAUAACAGAUUUAUGCUUUUUAAUCAUAUUAAAUCAUAAUUUCAUUACUAAAUUCUUGAAACUUUAAAAAAAUCAUUUUAAAAAAAUCUGUAUAUACAGAUUUUUGGGAUUUUUGGGAUCGAAAAAUCUGUAAAUACAGAUUUAUCUGUAUAUCUGGCAUGGCUGCUCUCAAGAUGUAUACCGUUUGCAUGACGAAACCCAAUUUUUAAAAUUGCUUUUUAAAAAAUACAAAAAUCGAAAACUAACGAUUUAUUAAUAUGAAAAACACAAAAAUAUUUUUAUCUUUUUUUAUAAUAAAUUUUUUGAAGAUCGGGCUUCGUCAUGC
Molecule: messenger RNA, 2740 nt
Organism: Culex quinquefasciatus (southern house mosquito)
Lineage: Eukaryota; Metazoa; Arthropoda; Insecta; Diptera; Culicidae
Exons: 2
Coding region: 123-1310 (395 amino acids)
Cellular component (GO): extracellular matrix
Source: RefSeq, a predicted model, not a curated record